Globicephala melas (long-finned pilot whale) is the source of this 5815-nucleotide messenger RNA. RefSeq names its product mitochondrial ribosomal protein L22 (gene MRPL22). Gene Ontology annotation, molecular function: structural constituent of ribosome. Gene Ontology annotation, cellular component: ribosome; mitochondrial large ribosomal subunit. Lineage: Eukaryota; Metazoa; Chordata; Mammalia; Artiodactyla; Delphinidae. Gene Ontology annotation, biological process: translation. The record is from RefSeq and is a predicted model, not a curated record.
AAUCUCUAGUGAUCUUCACAAGCCUGUGCCGUAGGGAUACUUAGUUCUUUUGAGAAAACUGAAGCCCUCCCAGGUUAGUUGGCUUGGUUCACGGUCUCUGUUUUCCAAAUCCUUUCAGACCAUUUGUGAGGUGAGGCUUCGCAGUUUUUCUGGAUCCCGACGAAUUUUCGGAAACUCGCUAGUCUUUGACCUUUGUUAAGUAAUUCUUUCCCAAGCAAGGCUGAUCUGACCACACUUUAAGCGCCGGCCGCGAGUUCACGGUCUCCAUGACAACACCUCGGGUGUCAGUUGCGGCUCGGUCUCGCGAUAAGGGGGGAGGGGUUAAGUCCGGAGAAUUGCGCAUGCGUUUUGCCCACACGGCCUCUGAACUCGGAGGCUUCCGUAGAGGGCGGGAGAAAGAUGGCGGCGGCAAUACUGGAUCGUUUGGGUGCGUUAUGGAUGCAGAAUCUGAGGGGGAAGCUGGCCUUGGGGCAUUUUUCAUCUCACAGCGUUUUACCCCAAUCACAUAUUCACACAAGUGCUUCUCUUGAAAUAUCUCGAAAAUGGGAGAAGAAGAAUAAAAUUGUUUAUCCUCCACAACUGCCUGGAGAACCUCGGAGACCAGCUGAAAUCUACCAUUGUCGAAGACAAAUAAAGUACAGCAAAGACAAGAUGUGGUAUUUGGCAAAAUUGAUACGAGGAAUGUCCAUUGACCAGGCUCUGGCUCAGUUGGAAUUCAGUGACAAAAAAGGGGCCCAGAUAAUUAAAGAGGUUCUCUUAGAAGCACAAGAUAUGGCAGUGAGAGACCACAAUGUGGAAUUCAGAUCCAAUUUAUAUAUAGCUCAGUCCACCUCAGGGCGAGGCCAGUACCUGAAACGCAUCCGAUACCACGGCAGAGGUCGCUUUGGGAUUAUGGAGAAGGUUUUUUGCCAUUAUUUUGUGAAGUUGGUGGAAGGCCCUCCACCUCCACCUGAGGCACCAAAGACAGCAGUCGCCCAUGCCAAAGAGUAUAUCCAGGAGCUUCGCAACCGGACCAUCAUUCACACUCUAUGAUGGGGUGUGACUUUGCAGCGCCUCUUAUUAUGAGGUGGAGUCUCUUCUGACCUCUUGAAUUUGGGCUUACUUUGUAAUAGAACGUGGCAGAAGUGACAGUUUGCAGGUUUUCAGCCUUGGCCCUGUUUGCUUCCUCUUUCUUUCUUGGACCUCUGCUUCUCCAUGUAAACAAGCCCAGGCUGAUCUGCUCAAGGACGAGAGACCACGUGGAAGAGAGAUGUGGGCCCCAGCUUACAGGCGGCCAACCACAAAACACGAGAGAGUCCAGCAGACAUCAGCACAGCUGCAGAUGCAGCAAAAACUGAUGACAGAAGCAUGAAUGAGCCCAGGUGAGAACAGUUACAGAAAGCUGCUAAGCACAUCGCUUCUGUCCUAAUAAUGAGAAAAUGACAGAUAAACUACAAAAUCAUUACUUUUGUUGAGCUCACGAGAAAGAUGAGGUUGUGAGGCAACCAAGUAACCUCAUUCAGAAGAGAGACAAGCCCCUCCGAGGAGAAAUGGGCUUCACAACUGUCCGCAUUCUGGCAGAGCAUGGGGAGGAGAGGCACAGCCACUGUCCACGUGGGGAGAAGAAAUCAGCUAAAUUGUAACACAAAAUCCAUGUGUGGGUGAGUGUGUAAACCUGGGAAAGCUGAGGUAGAAGAGGAGUUUCCACUCAGCUACAAACUCUCUUCCACAGACUUCCACCAGGUGCUCACAAGAAAUAUUGGGAGCAGGGCAGGAGGCUGGCCCUCUUGAGCCCACCUCUGAGGUCCAGGCAGAGGGAGGCGAUCAAUGGAUGUUGGGGACACAAAAUGCCAUUGGCUUCCCUGGAUUUUCCUCCUUUAGGGAUCAAAAGCUCUAAGCUACUGUGGGUAGGGCAGCAAACUCAGUUACCCACAGGGUUCAAAGUGAUCAGUGGAUGUGAGGCCCAAGGCCCUGCCUACUAACCUGGACAAUUUUCCCUGGACAGUAGACUACAACCUCAAGUCUCUGGAGUGGCAGAGUCUAUUACUCCCAGGGCAGACGGACCAAGAUGUGUUGCUUAAUAUCUGCAUGAAAAGCACUUGAUAACAUUGAACAUCCAUUUAUGAUAAAAACUCAGCAAACUAGAACUUCCUCAAUCUGAUAAAGGGCAUCUACAAAAACCCUAUGGUUACCAUUAUACUUAAUGCUGGAAGAUUGAAUCUAUAAAUUGUGGUACGUCCCUACAAUGGAAUACUUCUCAUCAAUAAGAUGGAUGAAUCUCAAAAGCAUUACGUAUUUCUUUUCAUGCUCACGAUGUCCCAGAUUUGGCCAGUGGGAGCCAUUGCAAGUUGUUUCCUGUGUCCUUUUGACAUUUCUUCAUCGUUUGAGGACUUUCUUACUUUAUGACACAAAAAGAUGUUCCAGCCUCAUCUUAUUAUUUCCCUGGAUUCAGUGAUUUGAGGAGAGCAUAUUCAUCUGUAGAAAUAAAGCCACCCCUAAAUGUCAAAAACGCAAAAACAGGGUGUUAACCAGGUAGCUUCACAUGCAUCCACCACCAGUGAGCCCCAUGGGUUUGGGAUUUCAGCCCUGGUUCGUUACCGGAUUCGUGAGUCCAAAAGAAGACAUGUGCAUUUUAUGGCCAAUUCAAUAUCAGCUGUAAACUUGAGCAUCCCUGAGGGGGGCGCAGAAAGCAACUGGCCCCGACCUGUGCUGCAGGGUUGUUUGCUUUCCUUCUCUAGGGUACUCUAGGGCCUGCUGGCAUGGGAGCUCUGUUUAGAGAGAAAACUGUUUUUACAUAUUUCUCUCUAAUGGUAAUAGAAGUGGAACUAUUGUUGUGAAAAGACACUAGGUUUAGACCACACCAUAUGGCAGUGAGAGGCGUUCAUCACUACAGCGUCUAACGGCUGAACUGAAAAUAGCCCAUAUUUCUGCAUUUUUGGAGAAUUAACCCCUGACUGCCAGGAAACGCCCAUUGUAGCAGCUCUUCAGCCAUGUAAGUUAAAAUAAUUACUAAUUAAAUGAGAAUAAAAUAGAGUCCAUAAUAAUAAUCAUCAUCACUGUAACCCAAGUUACUGUUUGUUGGAGCAUUACCUAGGGGAAGAUGCUUGCCAAAGGGAGGAAGAAUGGCCGGGGAGCCUCCAGCUUCAUCAUUACUGCUGAGGUGUCACUCAGCCCCAUCUCAGGAAAAGCAAGGCCCCUUUGUAAGGGUGCCGUUGGGUGCGAGCGUCCAGUGCCAAUGGUUAUGAGCAGAGCACAGGCUCCGGACGCGCAGGCUCAGCGACCAUGGCUCACAGGCCCAGCUGCUGCGCGGCAUGUGGGAUCUUCCCGGACCAGGGCACGAACCCGCGUCCCCUGCAUCGGCAGGCGGACUCUCAACCACUGCGCCACCAGGGAAGCCCUGCAUGUGUCUUUUUGAAUUAUGGUUUUCUUUGGGUAUAUGCCCAGUCGUGGGAUUGCUUGGUCAUAUGAUAAUUCUACUUUUAGUUUUUUAAAGAACCUCCGUACUGUUUCUCCAUCAAGAGAAAGAGGGAGAGGACUCAAAUCAAUAAAAUUAGAAAUGAAAAAGGAGAAGUUACAACAGAUACCGCAGAAAUACAAAGCAUCCUAAGAGACUAGUACACGCAACUCUAUGCCAAUAAAAUGGACAACCUGGAAGAAAUGGACAAAUUCUUAGAAAGGUAUAACCUUCCAAGACUGAACCAGGAAGAAAUAGAAAAUAUGAACGGACCAAUCACAAGUAAUGAAAUUGAAACUGUGAUUAAAACUCUGUCAUUUUGGCCUUGACCUUCUUGAGCCAAGAGAAGAAGGGUUGAGUCAUUAGAUUUCCUAGUCAUCGGUUCAUUGGUUGGGAAAGUUUUUGUUUUUUAGAGUGAAGGUAUAAGGGAGGUAGGGAGAGGGGGUGGGUGCUCAGCUCAGUGGCAAACUAGGAAGUCAGGGUAGGCAGCGAGAGGAGAAUUCUUUCUACCCUGUGCUUUGAGGACUGCUUCCCUAGCUACAGAAUGAGUGAGUUGUGAGCUAUUAUCACCCAUGAGAAAUCUACAGGUAAUUGCAUUCUUAUGAAAUAUUCAGAAAAGGUAAACCCAUAGAGACAGAAAGCAGGUGAGUGCUUGCCAGAGGCUGAGGGAGGAGGGGAUGGGGAAUGACUGUGUAAUGAGGUAUGCUUCCGGGGUGAUAAAAAUGUUCUGGAACUAGAUAGAGGUGGUGAUUGCACACAUUGUGGAUGUACUAAAUGCCACUGAAUUGUACAACUUAAAACGGUGAGUUUUAUGUUAUAUGAAUUUUACCGCAAAAAACAGAAGCCCAAAAUAAAUAGCAACCCCCCCCCCACCGCCGCCGCAGUUCCCUUUAAACCACACUGACCCUGUGGAGGUGGCCUCGGGAAAGAUAACGGCUCUGCUGGGGCUCUGAGCCUGGUGCAGUUCCCUGGCCUGAGUGUUGAGGGAGUAUGGGGGUCCUUCCUCCUUUGCCUCCCACUGUCCUGACCCCUCCUCAGAGGAACCCACUGGGCUGCCAAGAGGUUAAGAGCAUGGGCUUUCAGCAUGGGCUUUAAUCUAAGUGUGGAUCCUAGCCUGGCCACUGCUGCCGGUGUGAGUCUGGGUGUUACGGGACCUCUCUGAGCUGUGGCUUCCUCACUUGUAAAAUGGAGGUGACUGCCUGCCUCAUAGGGUUUUUGUUAGCCUGAACUAAGUGUGUAAAGCAUCUAACUCAAUGCAGGGUGCAUGAUUACCACUCAAGAAACAGGAGUGGCUGUUGUAAAUAAUAGUAAAUUCUAUUAUCUGUGGUAUCUGUCUGAGCAUAGUACUGAUUGCCGAGAUCCACAGGUAGCAAGAAGUUUUACCUUCAGCUAAGUCCUCUAAACAGAAUCCCAAAUCCCAACAGCCUGCUUGUGGGAUGAGGACAGAAGAAAUUCAGCAACAGUGGAGGAGAUUGUUGUCUUAGUUGUAGUUUUGAAGGGGUUGGAUAAAUAGCAUCCUUCUUCUUUGCUUGAACCAAUGGAAAAAUUAGACAAAACCUAAGGAGAUAGGUGACCAAAAUAUCACCUUUAUCCCAAUCAGACAGAUUUUGGAGAUUAAAGGGAAUCUUUAUUGCUGGACAACAGAAUGAGACUGCUCACCCUGUUACAGACAAAGCUGGAUCACUGCAGAGCUGCCCAAACUGGGGCCUGACCUGCUAAAAACAAGGAGGAGGGAACAGAGGGCUGUGCUGGUCCUCCGUGAAAGGGGCUCCUUCCCAAGCUCACCGAUCAGGGCAGACACUCCAUCUCAAGGUGGAGAGAGGCCAGGAAUGCUGCCUGUGGCGCCCCAUCCAAAUGGAAGAAGUAUGAGAGGGACAGAGGUGGCUUAACAUUGGAUUGAUGUAGGACCCAGGAGUUGUCUCCAUGGCCAGGCAGAGGCUGCCCCGUGUCCAGAUGGCACUCCACCUCUUUCCCCACGAGGUCUGACAUCGUGAUAGGCACUCCAGGACCAGUGCCUCCUUCCUUUACGUUCAGCAAGGAGGCUUCUGUUAUAAAAGGAAAUAGAAUAGCAAAAACAAAACAGAACAAAAAACCCAAGAAAAUAAACAAGCAAAAACAAAACCUGGGCACAACCUCAUUUUGCCAAACAUUUGGGGAACGAUAAAGUAAAUUAUAGAAUAUUCAUUCAACAGAAUGUUAAGAAGUCGUUAAAAAAGGCUGUUCACAAAAGGUUUAUAGUGAUGUGGGAACAAUAUGAUAAUGUCAAGUGAAAAAAGUGUGAUACAAAAUUGCACAUAUAGUGUAAACUCAGCUGUAUGAAAAUCUCCCUAAGAUUAUGCAUAGAAAAAUAAAAAUAUUGCGUGGAAACUUCAGAAAUAUUAA